This is a messenger RNA of Camponotus floridanus (Florida carpenter ant), 1692 nucleotides long. RefSeq names its product fatty acid synthase-like. The transcript has 2 exons. Lineage: Eukaryota; Metazoa; Arthropoda; Insecta; Hymenoptera; Formicidae. Gene Ontology annotation, biological process: fatty acid biosynthetic process. Gene Ontology annotation, molecular function: phosphopantetheine binding; fatty acid synthase activity. The record is from RefSeq and is a predicted model, not a curated record. The coding region runs from base 348 to 1637 and encodes 429 amino acids.
GCUUUGUUUGUACGAGGUCGAUUGAAAGCGGGCAAAAAUGUACUGAUUCAUUCUGGUGCGGGUGCCGUUGGCCUAGCGGCAAUCAACAUUGCCCUGCACGCCGGCUGCACCGUCUUCGUCACUGUCGGGACAGAGAAUAAACGAUUCUAUCUCAAGAAGACUUUUUCGCAAUUGACUGACAAGCACAUUGGCAAUUCCCGAGAUACGAGUUUUGAACAGCUGAUAUUGGACGAAACCCAAGGCUGUGGGUCGAUGUUGUAUUGAACUCGUUAUCAGAAGAGAAACUGCAUGCCAGCGUACGGUGCCUCGCGAAGAAUGGUCGCUUCCUCGAUAUUGGGAAGUACGACAUGUUGAAUGGCAAUCGCAUAGAUAUGUCGAUAUUUUUAAAGAACAGCUCCUAUCAUGGUAUACUUUUAGAAAUGCUGUUCGAGGAUAGCGAAGAUAAGCUAGAAACUGUUAGGCUAAUCUCAGAGGGAAUCGAGAAUGGUGUAGUGCGUCCAUUACCAACGACCGUAUUUUCGAAGCAAAGCCUCGAGGAAGGAUUUAGAUUUAUGAUGGCAGGCAAACAUAUCGGCAAGGUAUUGCUGAAGAUUCGAGACGAAGAGCCACAGAAACAUAUGCUAUCGAUGCAAACAACGGUAGCGGCCAUACCACGUACUUAUAUGUAUCCAGACAAGUCGUAUGUAUUGAUCGGUGGUCUUGGUGGAUUUGGUUUGGAAUUGACCAAUUGGAUGAUCACCCGCGGCGCUAGAUUCAUCGUUCUCGUGUCACGUACUGGAAUACGCACUGGUUAUCAGAUGUCACGCGUGCAACAUUGGCGCAAUAAAGGCAUCAAAGUUAUCAUCUCUACGGCAGACAUUACAGCAUUUUCGGGCGCCGAAUGUUUGAUCGACGAGAGUAAUCGAUUGGCUCCUGUGGGCGGUAUAUUUAAUCUGGCCGUCGUUUUACGUGACGCUUUGUUUGAGAACCUGCAAGUGGUCGACUUCGAGACUGUAAUCUUGCCAAAGGUCAACGGUACGAGGAAUCUGGACGUGGUAUCGAGAAAGUCUUGUCCAUCAUUGGAUCUUUUUGUUGUGUUUUCGUCUAUAGCGUCUAACCGAGGCAAUGCGAGUCAAUCCAAUUAUGGUCUCGCAAAUUCAGCUAUAGAGAAAAUCAUAGAACAGAGGCAUACUGCUGGUUUGCCCGGUCUCGCUAUUCAAUGGGGUGUUAUAGGAGAUGUUGGUUUAUAUAUUGAUUCGAUGAAGAAUAAAAACAUCGGUAUAACGCGUAUUGGUGUUUUACCGCAGCGUGUGUCCAGCUGUCUUGAGACUAUAGACGUUUUUCUUCAACAACCAUAUCCAAUAGUAUCAUCUACAGUGAUAGCCGAGAAACACAAAUCUGUAAAUAACGACGACAGUAUUGAUCAUGUCGUCCAUGUCAUUGCCAAUAUCCUUGGUAUUGAAAAUAUCUCGGUAAAUAUCAAUGACAGCUUCGAUAAAUUUGGCAUCGAUUCGCUAAGCUAUAUGGAGAUAAGACAGAUUCUUGAAAGAGAAUAUGGUAUCUUAUUAUCGCUCCGAGAGAUGUAUGUUUUAACGUUAAGUAAAUUAUUAGACUUGUUAGCGAAAAACGAUGUAUCUCACAAUCCUUCGACAAGUUAAAGAAAAACAAAAAUGAUCACAAAUCUGCGGAGAGAGAUAUAUCCUUUAAUUUAAA